AUGUCCACACCAGCACUUUUGCCUCUGAUAGGAGACGAUGCAAGUGAAGCAGGUGAAUACUCGUCUGCCGGUGAAGAAGAUGUGUACAUGCCGAUCCAGCGAAUGGCGACUUUGGCCGAUUACGAGUUCAUGGACAAGUUGGGCCUGGGCACAUUUGGAGUGGUGCACAAGGCACGAGAUAAGAAAACAGGGCAGCUCGUGGCGAUGAAGCAGAUUCUAUAUCACCUGGUGAAAGAGGGGUUCCCCAUUACGGCGUUGCGAGAAAUCACGAUUUUGAAACAACUACACCAUGCCAACGUGUUGAGCGUGCAGCAGAUGAUAUUUGAAGAGCCCAAGGUCAAGGACAAGACCGAGUUGAUCACCCAGCGCGGGACGUUUUACACGGUUGCUCCCUACAUGACCAGUGACCUCGUGGGCCUACUCAAGAACCCCAACAUCCACUUGGAGUUGAGCCAGAUUAAGUGCUUGAUGCAGCAGCUUCUCACGGGUACUCAGUACAUACACGAUGCAAAUUUUUUACACCGCGACAUCAAAGCUGCAAACAUUCUCGUUGACCAAACGGGGGUUUUGAAAAUUGCCGAUUUUGGCUUGGCUCGACUAUACCACGGCACCGCGCCUCGUUUAGGCAUGGGGCCCGGAGGCGGCGAAAAGUCAUACACCAGCCUUGUGAUCACGAGGUGGUACCGGCCGCCCGAGAUCUUGCUCGGCGAAAGGAAAUACACCACUGCGGUUGAUCUAUGGGGAGUAGGAUGCGUGUUUGGCGAGUUGUUCACGGGCAACCCCAUAUUGCAGGGCAACACCGAUGCGCAACAGGCGCAGCUAAUCUUUGAGCUCGUGGGAUCCCCGAAAUCUUGGUCCGAGGCCGCCAAUUUGCCAAACAAGAACGAUUAUAACAUUGGAUUGGGCUGCCUGCGGAGCAUGGAAGCGAGAUUUGAAAAGAUUAUGCCUGCAUCGGGCGUCAGCUUGCUCAGUGGGCUUUUAACGUUGGACCCGUACAAGCGGUUGAACGCGUUGGAUGCUUUGAACCACGAGUUUUUCACGACGGAGCCGUUGCCGUUGCGCCCGGACCAGAUGCCGCGUUUCGAGGAGUGCCAUGAGAUUGACAAGGAGAGGUUUAAAACGAUACGGAACACAGCACGGCAUACCGUUUCUGAACGACACGUUAAUACGGGGCAAGCAGGCGGUGAUCGAUUUGAGAGAGUAAACAGGCAGGGAGACGAGAAAGUGGUAAGACAUGGACAUGAAGAUAACGGGUAUGAUGAGUUUAAUAGAAGGUCGUCGUACUCUCAACGAUAUAAUCCAUCUGGAACGUAUCCAGAGGAGCAGCCGUACCAAGAUGAGCGACAGUACCAAGAUGAACGAGUGUACCAAGACGAGCGACACUAUUAUGAGGAGGAAGACAUGGGUGGUUAUUACAACGAAGGGGCUGCAAACGAUUAUUACACACGCGGUGGUGGUGGUGGCGAAGAAAGCCACAACAAAAAAUACGAUGACAAUUAUGACCACGGGUACUACAAAACUAAUGACCGCCGGCAAAGGUACGAUUACCGAACGCGCAACCUGGAUAUGUCUUACGACCAACGGCGAAACCCAAGAGCAAACUACAACUCGUACGUUCCUAGAAGUCAGCAGACGGGUUCUUCCCAACGAUGGCGACAGGCUCCCAGCUUGAGGAAUUCUGGAGGGCAUCUAUACGAUACGGAGCCUCGUUUUCGUCAUCACCGAGACUCGCCAUCUCGAACUGUAAAUUUACGAACACAACCGCGGUACCAUGAUGAUGGCGAAGAAACACGUCGCUCAGCGCCCUAUACACUGCAUCCUACACAAGAAACCAGGCCGUCUGAUGCCCACUUACCAAAUAGACCAGAUGUCAAGAACCACCCACGUUCAACGAGCAAAGAGCCAAAUGGGAGAACGUCAAGAAAGGACACACCAGCCAUGAGUGAGAUGAAGGGGUCACACUACUCAGAUCACGCUUCCUCUGGUCCCUCGAGCACCUCUGGGAAAGAGCAAACCACAUCAAAGUCGAUAGAGAGAAUGUCGUCUGAUAAGCUGGAGAAGAAAAUAACAGCGGAGGGUGACAACACACAAUCGCAUAGGCGAUCAAGUGCAAACACACUACAAGCUGCUGAGAAUAGAAGCGGAAAGGACACCGAUAAGUCAUGCUUUUCACAGCAGCAGCAGCAAGCUUCGCGAUUGGAGCAGACGGAGCGACACGCGGCACCAUCAUCUCUUGGACUGUCUCUGAGCGCGUUGCUGCGUGACAUUUCCAAGCCGUCUAACCUGCGCACUCCAACUAUAACAACGGCUCGUCACACACUGGUUACUAAUGGUUUCAAAGACAACGGAGAAACCAAAUCUAACCUCGACGAGACACCAUCGGUGUUUAGACUGGGGAGCCAGAGUGCACCUCGCAGGAGUUUACCCAUAAAAAGGGAAACGACGGCCGAUAGAGAGAGCAAGCCUACACCUCUAACGCAGGGUAGGCAGCAGGUCCAUGUUAGAACAUCCACUCUGACAAAUGAACCCAGGAAAGAGCGUGCAGACGAGUCUAAUUUUGUCUCGGGAAAAGACAAAUUGAGGUUGGAUGAACAGCAGCGGCGAGGACAUGCUCAUAUUUCCGGAUCAAAUUUCGCCAGACAGAAACGCGGUUUCAAUUAUCUCGAGCAGCAGGAUAGUGACCUCAGCGACGUUGAUAUUGCUGGAACCUCCGACGAUGCACUUCAAAGGUUCAUACGUGAAGAGGACAUGAAAAAUGACCUGGUGCUGAGAAGAAUCAAGUCUGAAACUGUUUUUUUCAAAAAGGGGAAACGGUAG
Messenger RNA from Lodderomyces beijingensis, 2817 nucleotides. Lineage: Eukaryota; Fungi; Ascomycota; Pichiomycetes; Serinales; Debaryomycetaceae. The record is from the annotation of a GenBank genome assembly.